Psammomys obesus (fat sand rat) is the source of this 805-nucleotide messenger RNA. RefSeq names its product carbonic anhydrase 1. Bases 20 to 805 code for a protein of 261 amino acids. Lineage: Eukaryota; Metazoa; Chordata; Mammalia; Rodentia; Muridae. The record is from RefSeq and is a predicted model, not a curated record. The transcript is spliced from 7 exons. Gene Ontology annotation, molecular function: carbonate dehydratase activity; zinc ion binding.
CAGAAACGAAAACUAAAUCAUGGCAGGUGCAGACUGGGGAUAUGAUGGCAAAAAUGGUCCUGAUCAAUGGAGCAAGCUGUAUCCCAUUGCCAAUGGAAACAACCAGUCUCCUAUUGAUAUCAAAACCAGUGAGGCCAAACAUGACACCUCUCUGAAACCUAUCAGCAUCUCCUAUAAUCCUGCAACUGCCAAAGAAAUUAUUAACGUGGGACAUUCCUUCCAUGUAGUUUUUGAUGACAGCAGUAACCAAUCUGUUCUGAAAGGUGGCCCUCUCUCUGAGAACUAUCGCCUCACCCAGUUCCAUUUUCACUGGGGCAACUCCAAUGACCAUGGCUCUGAGCAUACUGUGGAUGGAAUCAAAUAUUCGGGAGAGCUUCACCUAGUUCACUGGAAUUCUGCCAAGUACUCCAGCGCUGCUGAAGCCAUCUCAAAGGCUGAUGGGCUGGCAAUCCUUGGUGUUUUCAUGAAGGUUGGUCCAGCCAACCCAAACCUGCAGAAAGUUCUUGAUGCCAUAAACUCAGUUAAAACUAAGGGAAAACGAGCUCCAUUCACAAAUUUUGACCCAUCCUGUCUCCUGCCUUCAUCCCUGGACUACUGGACCUACUUUGGCUCCCUGACUCACCCUCCUCUUCAUGAAAGUGUGACCUGGUUCAUCUGCAAGGACAGCAUCAGUGUCAGCCCGGAACAGCUGGCCCAGCUCCGUAGCCUCCUGUCAAGUGCAGAGGGAGAGCCAGCUGUUCCAGUUCUGAGUAACCACCGGCCACCCCAGCCCCUGAAGGGCAGAAAAGUAACAGCAUCAUUCUAA